Bufo gargarizans (Asiatic toad) is the source of this 6036-nucleotide messenger RNA. Its product is annotated as zinc finger protein basonuclin-1-like. The record is from RefSeq and is a predicted model, not a curated record. Bases 292 to 2958 code for a protein of 888 amino acids. Lineage: Eukaryota; Metazoa; Chordata; Amphibia; Anura; Bufonidae. The transcript is spliced from 7 exons. Gene Ontology annotation, biological process: regulation of transcription by RNA polymerase I. Gene Ontology annotation, cellular component: nucleus.
ACUUGGAGGGCCCACAGAUCACCAAGUGGGAGGAUCUCAUUCCACUCCCCUGUGCACAGUCUUAGUAUUCAUCAGACCUUGAGGUGCUCCUAUUCAGACAAGGCUAAGAAGGCGUGUGAUGUUCUGUCUUACUACUUGUACAGACAGGAGUGCGCUUAAACUACAUAGCUGGAGUACUCAUUGAGGGAAUGAGGGACUGCCUGGGACAUGAUAUCUCCUUAGCAAUGGACAAAUGAGUGCAUUCCAGGGAAUGAGAUUCAGCUGUUUGCGGGGACCGAACCAAAGCACAAAAUGAAUGAGGCAAUACGAUGUACAUUGGUAAACUGCAUCUGUUUGGGAUUCAAACCUGGCAAAAUAAAUCCCCGUCAGUGCGAGCAGUGCAGACAUGGAUGGGUGGCACAUGCAUUGAGUAAGCUACGGAUCCCACACUUUUACCCCACCAGUCAAGUUGAAAUUGUUCAGUCCAGCGUAGUCUUUGAUAUCAGCAGCCUUAUGCUCUAUGGAACCCAAGCCAUUCCUAUUCGACUGAAAAUUCUGCUUGAUCGACUUUUCAGUGUCUUAAAGCAAGAAGAGGUCAUACAGAUCCUUCAUUCACUUGACUGGACACUCCAGGACUAUAUCCGGGGUUAUGUGCUUCAGGAUGCAUCUGGAAAAGUCUUGGAUCACUGGUCAAUAAUGACUGUUGAAGAAGAAUUGGCCACAUUGCAGCAGUUUCUUCGAUUUGGAGAAACAAAAUCUAUUGUAGAACUUAUGGCAAUCCAUGAGAAAGAGGGGUACUCUGUGCUUAUUCCUAGCACUCGGACAAAUUCUGACAUCAGAACAUUUAUCGAAAACAGCAACCCUAGGAGCAGUCCUAUUAUAGUACCUAACCCACUGGAGAAAGUGUCUUCACCUUCCAUGCAUCCAUUUGAAAACAUGAUCAAUAACAUGGCCUUCACAUUACCAUUUCAGUUUUUCAGCCCUGUGCCUCCCCCUCUUAUAGGCUCACCACCUGAAAGGCCACUUACUGAAAGAAGCCAGGAUAGAGAGAAUGAAAGCAAACAAGAUGCCCAUAUAUCAUUCUCUGAAAGCAGCUUCUUAACUUCUAGUUCUGCAUCAUUUAAUUUAGAAAAUGAGUCCAGCAUAAGUGCUCAGGAUGUCGUCACCAAAGCAGAAGAUGAUAGCCCAUUAAGCGAUACCAGCUCACACAACACCUUGACAAACUAUGAGAUGACUUCAGUCUCUCCUGAAAAUAAACUGAAGCCUGUUGAACGAAAUGGCAUUGGACCCAGAAAGGGCCGUGUAUUUUGCACUGCUUGUGAAAAGACCUUUUAUGACAAAGGAACAUUAAAGAUACAUUACAAUGCGGUGCACCUGAAGAUAAAACAUAGGUGUACCAUAGAGGGUUGUAAUAUGGUAUUUAGUUCACUACGUAGCCGAAAUCGUCAUAGUUCUAAUCCCAACCCACGACUUCAUAUGCCAAUGAAUAGAAAUAAUAGAGAUAAAGAUCUUAGGAAUGGACUUAUUAUCUCUGUAUCUGAGGAUCACAAAAGGAUGGGACUCAAAAGUCCUUGCUUAGAUAACAGAUCUUCUAAUAACUAUAUAACUCACAGCACUGACUCAAAGAUGCCAACAGUUCUGCCUAAUGUUGGACAGUCUUGUGUUCUCAUUCCUAACUUGAAAACUGUUCAACCAGUUUUACCUUUCUACCGAUGUCCUGUUACUCCAGCUGAAAUUGCCAAUACUCCUGGCAUGCUUCCUUCUCUACCAGCCAUCUCUCCUUCUAUUAGUGAUAAGAUGGCUUCCGCAGAUGCGCUAUUGGAUAACAUGCCAAAAAAGAAAUCUCGAAAAUCCAGCAUGCCCAUCAAAAUCCAUAAAGAAUCUGUGGAUGCCCCAACAGAAAGCACAGAAAACAUGAGUUCUGAAGAGGACCUCUCUCCAAACAAAGAUGAUUCCUUUGUAUUUGAUAACUCUGAUAGGAAUGUACAAACUCCUGAUGAAAGUCCAGGUGGACCUGAGAGGGAUACUGUGCAUUCUUCAAUUACUUUCCACCCCCAAAAUGGAGAAGGACCAAAUUCUCACUCUGCUAUGGAUAAAAGUUAUGACAAUACAUCUUCAGACUCUGAGAAUGAAUUUCAUCCCUUCACUCAAGAGCCGGCAUUGAGAGUGGAUUCCAGUGAAAAUAAAUAUGAACGCCCAACCCACUUUAAUGUUGUGAGGCAGCUGGCUGACCCUUCUCUGUAUAACAGAGAGCAGCCAAAACUCGCUGAUUGUGAGGACAGUAUUGAAUUUCGGCAUUUCCCUUUCAAUGGGGGCACUUUUGGUGCAAUAUCUAACAAGGGCCCUGGUUUAAGUGACUCUGUAAACCUAGAACGUGGAGAUCAGCACUUAGAUUUACCCAAGGAUGAAAAUCGUUUCCACUGUGAGAUUUGUAAGAAGGCCUUCAAAAACGCAUACAGUGUUAAAAUGCAUUACAAAAAUGUGCACCCAAAAGAAAUGCAUUUAUGUACAAUUGAUGGCUGCAAUGCUGCUUUCCCUUCCCGGAGGAGCAGAGACAGGCACAGUUCUAAUCUGAACCUUCAUCAUAAGCUUCUAACCAGAGAGGCUUUGGAACUACAAAACAACCCAUACAACAUCCCUUAUCUUUUGAAAGACAUGGUUAAGGAUCACUACCAGGAAUCCCCACUAAAAAACCUAGGACAGACAUCUGUGAUCUUCAAAGGAAUGAACCGGACAGGGAGUCUGGUUUAUCCCAUGAGUAAGAUCAGAGAGCCUUGUUUGGACAGCUUUGGUACGGAUCCUGUGAAUGACAGCGUUGUGUUGGAUUUAAGCACAACCUCAAGCAUCCAGUCAGCAAGCAGUUCACAUUCCUCCUGGGACUCAGAUGGCGGUAGUGAAGAAGGAAAAAGCAUGAUCUUGAAAGAACGAAACAAUGAUGCAUUUCAAAGUAGAGGAUGUGCAAACAGCUCCUUUUACUGAACCCCAAAAACACACAAAAUGGUCAAACCACUACUGUUAUGAUGCCAGCUGAACAAAAAAAAGCGUUCACGUUUUUUGUAGACAGUAUUGAGCUGUGUAAGUAGUAACGUCAUUCUCUGAAUUUGUAAAGUUUUGAUACCGUGUCACUCUGUUUUGUUAUUCUGUAUGCUAUGCACUUGUAACUGGCAUUUUGUACUAAAAUGCUGCCUGUUCACUUUUGUUAUUAUAGAUAUUAUGUCCUAUUAUUAUUAUUAUUAUUAUUAUUAUUAUUAUAUAAAUGUGUUUUUCUUUGUUUCAAUUGGAAAAGGCUGAUGGUUUCCAGAAGCAUGCCAUUGAUUCCACUUUGUAAAUAGUCAAAAGAUUCUCUUUCCUUCAUUCUGAGUAUUCCAGUAGGACUGGACUUGUGAAAUGUUGUCAUGUACUGUAAAUAUAUAUAUAGAGAGAGAGAAAAGAGAACCUAAUAGAUUUCAUUUGUUGCUAUUUGUAGCAGUAUUUCAGUUUUGUUGAUAUUUAACUUAUUGGGAAUGAGCCCAGUUGGUAUGCAAGUUCUUGCUAUGUAGCUGCAGUGGAAAUCCUUGUAAAAUGCAUCUAAACGGGGGGGGGGAGGGAGAAGUGUAGAGCAUCCUGCCCAAGAAUUGUUCAGUGUAUGAGGGAUAUCUCCAAGAUUAUGGUUUAAUAGAUCCUCUCUCUUAGGGCUCAUGCACACGACAGUAUGUACUCUGCGGUCCGCAAAACACUGAUCCUAAAAAAAAACGUGACGUCCAUGUUGCAUUCUUUUUUUCUUUCUGGCGGAUCCUUUAUAAUGCCUGUCCUUGUCCGCAAAACCAACAAGAAUAGGAUUUGUUUUUUGUUGUUUUCAGAAAGGACAUACGGACAAGGAGUUAUUUCCGUUUUUUUCAAGCACCAUUGAAAUUAAUGGUUCCACAUACGGACCUGUAAAAGUACCGGAACGGAAACAAAAGAAAAAUACGUUUGUGUGCAUGAGCCCUUACACAUCAGCGUUUAAUUAGAAGCUUUGUCAACAUGGGUUUACUUUUCAUGGAAGAGAACCCAUUCUCAGAACAGCUCAUUCUUGUCCAUAGGCCGUAUCUACUGUAGUAAGCCCAUGCACAUGAAUAAAACGGAACGGCAAUACCGGGCAUAGUCCGUGGACAAAAGUGGUUCAGUUUACUGAAAGUUUCAGUAGAUGCACUACCUGUUAUAUAUGUUUGUCAGGCAACGCGUCCCUUGCAACCAGUCUACCUACGAUUUUUAAGGCUGAGUUUACACUUCAGUUAUUUGGUCAGCUAUUUCCAUCAGUUAUUGUGAGCAAAAACACAGAAACGGUGGAGAUCUUUCCAUUAUACCUGAUCUCUGGGUAGGCUUCACUACUGGUUUUGGCUCACAAUAACUGAUGGAAAUAACUGAAGUGUGAACUCAGCCUAAGCUACAUGCAUUUUUCAACCAUCUGUCUUGCGAUAAAGACCUUCAUACCCUCUAGAGGCAAUAAGACCUACGUUGGAGUAGACCAGAUAUAUGUCGGACUGACCCUGAGCAGCAUGCGCUAAAGACAAUGGGGCUUAUUUUUGAAAAUCUAUGCAAAAAAUGUUGCCUAUAGCAACCAGAUUAUGGCUUUUUCACUGGUUUAAAAAGUGAAAGCUUUGAUUACCAUAGGAAACCCCUUUGCUUCUCAGUUUUCAAGAUAAGCCCCAACAUCGUUUUAGCAUGGAGACCUGUAGAUGCAUAUUAUUUCAGAUUGCCAGAUGUUCUCAUCAUUUCUCAUUCACAGAGGCACUGUGCCGCAUGUGGCUGUGUCUUGUUCCAGGUAUAACAUGAGGUUGUCCUAGAAAAUCUUUAGAUUUUGGGCAUAUUAGCAUCAUUCUCUCAUAGCUUGAUAAAUACACAUUUCAUACAGGCUAAUAUCUAAAUAAGGUAUUUCUCCUCAUUCAAGCCCCAUGCAGAAAACCCUAUCAGGUCUGCAAAUCGCAGAUCAGCAUUAUAUGGAUGCGCUCUGUGUUGCGUCCGCAUUUUGUGAACAAGCAUAGGACAUGUUCUACCUUUUUGCGGAACGGACAUAUGGAUGUGGAAAACACAUGGAUCAUCUCUGUCCUUUCCGCAUCUGUAUAUCCAUUCCACAAACAAAAUGGACAUCCACACAAUGGGUCCGCAAAUAAAAUGCGGACAGCACACGAUCUGCAUCUAUAUUUUGAAGAAAGUUGAUACGGUUGUGUGCAUGGGGCUUAAAUAUAAAUCUUCUACUGGCCAAACCCCAAAACACCAUUAUUUGUUAAAACUCGAUUAAGCUUCCUUUUCUGUUGGAAAUAUUGAUGAUGCAAAUCCGGCUAGCAUCUGAUGCACCAAGCAAACUGUAGUAGUUGUCUAAUUGACCUGAUACAGUAUAAAGGCUCAUGCACAGUCAGUUAUGCUUCUAGAGAAGAAUACUGUGCCGUACAGAAGCACCACACAGUGUGCCUACAGCACUGAAAUAUGGAACUAUAGGGAUUCCAUGUCUCCCCUGCAUAACUGAAACGGGACGGAUCCGUUUUGCAGCCCAUAGAAUUCUAUUAUAACGGAAUGCCUCUAAAGGCAUUUCAUUAUGCAUUCCGUCAUAGAAUUGCGUUAUGGUCUGUGGUAACGGAAUCCAUAACGCAAUUCUGCUUUUGCCACCAAACAAAGCGUGACCGAAUUUCAAAAUAUGAAAUUCGCUUAUCUAUAUUUGUAAUAUUGACAGGAGAUGGCCUUAAAAUAAACAGUAUUCUGUAUUUAAAGGUUACAAAUCCAAGUGGUCCACUUUUCUUCAUGGUUCUACCAAAGGCAAUUUCUCUUGUCUUUCAAAAUAUGUUGUUUUUUGCUAGUUAUUUAAAAUCAAGUGUUCCUAAUAGCUACAUUUGUAUACCCUAUGUACAUUUUUUUGUAUUAAUAAAUUUUGCUCACAUUGCACUGACUAGUUCCAUAUAUUUUUUUUUUAAAUAGCAACAUUAUCUACAUAUAAAGGCCUGAUCAUAUCAAUUUGUCAUGUAGUGUGCACCUAGAAAUGUCGGAUUACUGAAAAAUUUGUCAUGCAGGUAAUGUCUCAGGCAGAUAUGUAAAUGAUUACAG